This is a messenger RNA of Spirometra erinaceieuropaei, 981 nucleotides long. The record is from the annotation of a GenBank genome assembly. Lineage: Eukaryota; Metazoa; Platyhelminthes; Cestoda; Diphyllobothriidea; Diphyllobothriidae.
AUGCGAGACGAACUUAAAUUCAAAUUUGAAACAAAGAUACGUCGCAUCCCGCCGCCACCAGUCACCGUUCCGCACAGGUUAGAUACUUAUCGACUCUGAUUGAUUUUGCAAGAGGCAACUUGUUAUGAACGACUGGAUUCUCUGCUUCAAUUAUUGCGCCGGAUUUUUGACAGUGAAGCUAGCCAUAAAACCACGUUUUGCACCUUCGAAUUUCGAUAUUUUGCCUUAGGAACUACGAAGUUGGUUUUAACGGUUAGCAGGGUUUGCUGAAAUAAGACAUAAAGCGGAAAACUGUUUGCGUUCAAUUUUAGCGGGUUUAAAACCCUGCACAUGGAAAGCUAUGACGGGUCAUCGACGGCUCUCGCUAAGGCCGCACGGGUCUGCCCCGUAGAUACACCGUAUGUUUUACCAGGUACGUUUUGCAAAGUUUUGUGUAGCAUUUUAUUUGAAUUCGCUUUAUUUUAUCGGUACACUCAAAGGAAAUGUUGGUCAAAAGCCAAAUUAGAACCAUUUCCGAUUACUCACCCGAGCAGUAAUCUGUCUCCUUAAAUCAUAACUGAACUGCCCUUUGUGUAACCUCAUUAAAUAUGUGUGUUUCAUCUGUACAUUCAAAUCUGCCUAAUGCGUAUCCUCGACGGUAGCUAUAGGCUUGGGCCAUGCGCAACGGAACUCAUCCUUUUACUUUCUUUGCCGGUCCUGCAAUUUAAAAUGAACUAAAGUUCUGCAUUGAUGUUGAAAUAGUGCAAAUCUUUGUAAACACAUCAGUUCGCAUCUUACAGUGAUUAGUUAAAACGGUGGUUCUUCAGAAGGAGGUUUUGAAACAUCGGAAACGUCUAUAGCUGUGUGCAAUGAUAGAAAUGUCCUCCACAUGAAAUGUCUUUUAACCUUUUAGAUCCUGGAACGGUGGCUCCACUUACGGCACCGCUCAUGUACAAGACGGAGUACAACACCUACGGUGAUUGUCACCGAACAUUGCUCUAG